Molecule: messenger RNA, 1295 nt
Organism: Daucus carota subsp. sativus
Lineage: Eukaryota; Viridiplantae; Streptophyta; Magnoliopsida; Apiales; Apiaceae
Product: repetitive proline-rich cell wall protein 1
Exons: 1
Coding region: 123-1100 (325 amino acids)
Source: RefSeq, a predicted model, not a curated record
AUCUCUCGAGUAUUACCUCUUUUAAGUAAAGCAUGAAAUUCAGCUAUAAAUAAUUCUUACUGUCCACUUAAUUACUCAUCAGUGAAGAAAAGAAAACACACUUUGGAACCCUAAAAUUAGUCAUGGGUUCCAAAGUUUUAGCCAUGUCCUUCAUUUGCAUGAUCUGCAUGUUAACUGCAUUGCCACCGAUCUAUGCUAGCGGAUACUGCCCGCCACCCUACCCACCAUACCGCCAACCUAAUCCUCCGAAUACUCCACGGCCUCAUCCACCACACCACAGCAAAGGAAGGAGCCCCGGAGGCUCAACACCUUCUCAUAAACCACCCUCUUCACAUAAGCCACCUACACAUAAGCCGCCUUCGUAUAAGCCACCUACACAGAAUCCACCUUCGUAUAAGCCACCUACACAUAAGCCGCCUUCAUAUAAGCCACCUACACAGAAUCCACCCUCGUAUAAGCCACCUACACAUAAGCCGCCUUCAAAUAAGCCACCUACACAUAAGCCGCCUUCAUUUAAGCCUCCUACACAGAAUCCACCUUCAUAUAAGCCACCUACACAUAAGCCGCCUUCAUUUAAGCCUCCUACACAGAAUCCACCUUCAUAUAAGCCACCUACACAUAAGCCGCCUUCGCAUAAGCCACCGGUUGUCCUCCCACCAAUUGUUAACCCUCCUAUUGUCAAUCCACCUAUCAUCACACCCCCCAUAGUAACUCCCCCAAUAGUCAACCCUCCAGUCAUAAUCUCACCACCUUCCACACCAACCUACCCACCUUACACCCCUCCUCCAUCCGGAGGAGGCGUCCCGGCUCUCCCACCACCACCAACCCCUCCUCAAACCUGCCCUAUAAACGCACUAAAACUAGGGCUCUGCGUCGAUGUUCUAGGAGGCCUGGUGCACGUAGGGUUAGGCGAUCCGGUUCAGAACGUCUGUUGUCCAAUUCUCGGUGGGUUGCUUGAGCUAGAAGCAGCCGUUUGUCUCUGCACUACCAUAAGGCUGAAGCUGCUCAACAUAAACAUAUAUCUUCCACUUGCACUGUCCGUACUGUUAACUUGCGGGAAAACUCCUCCACCUGGUUUUAUGUGUCCACCACUCUCCUAACUCAAGUACAUAUAUGUACUGCUCUUGAUUUAUGUAUGAUUUUGUAAGUUUCAUUUUGUCUGAUUCAUGGCAUAUAUAGGUUGCACCUAUGUUCUGUUAUAUUUCUUGAUGCAAGAACUCGGUCUUCUUUGUAUCAAGUUGAUGCCAUGCAUUUGUUUUGUAUCAAUUUAAACUUUUAUGUUCGUGUUUUGUUAA